Molecule: messenger RNA, 2205 nt
Organism: Otolemur garnettii (small-eared galago)
Lineage: Eukaryota; Metazoa; Chordata; Mammalia; Primates; Galagidae
Gene: ACTR1B
Product: ARP1 actin related protein 1 homolog B
Exons: 11
Coding region: 203-1333 (376 amino acids)
Source: RefSeq, a predicted model, not a curated record
CGCCCUGAGUCAGUCCGGCCAGGUGGGAGCGGUGAUUGGCUGCGGGGUCGGUCCUCCAGAAAACCUCUCCGGGCCCGCGUAGGCUGCACGUUCAGGGUGGGAGGGGCGCGGCGCCGCGUCUGUAGCGGCGGCUGUCCCUGUCCACCCACCCGCCGGUCUUUCCUGCAGCCCGCCUGCUGGGCAGGGCCGGCCCGGCCCGGCCAUGGAGUCCUACGACAUCAUCGCCAACCAGCCCGUGGUCAUCGACAACGGUUCAGGAGUGAUCAAGGCUGGCUUUGCAGGAGACCAGAUUCCCAAAUACUGUUUCCCGAACUAUGUUGGGCGGCCUAAGCACAUGCGAGUAAUGGCUGGAGCCCUGGAGGGGGACCUCUUCAUUGGACCGAAAGCAGAGGAGCACCGGGGGCUGCUGGCCAUCCGCUACCCCAUGGAACAUGGUGUGGUGCGAGACUGGAACGACAUGGAGCGCAUCUGGCAAUACGUCUACUCCAAAGAUCAGCUACAGACCUUCUCCGAGGAGCAUCCUGUUCUUCUUACGGAGGCCCCACUCAACCCAAGUAAGAACCGGGAGAAGGCAGCGGAGGUGUUCUUUGAGACCUUCAAUGUGCCAGCUCUGUUCAUCUCCAUGCAGGCCGUGCUCAGUCUGUACGCAACAGGACGCACGACAGGAGUGGUUUUAGACUCGGGGGACGGGGUCACUCAUGCAGUCCCCAUCUAUGAGGGCUUUGCCAUGCCACAUUCCAUCAUGCGGGUGGACAUUGCUGGCCGUGAUGUCUCCCGCUAUCUCCGGCUGCUGCUGCGUAAGGAAGGGGUCGACUUUCACACCUCGGCUGAAUUUGAGGUUGUCCGGACUAUCAAAGAGCGAGCCUGCUACCUGUCCAUCAACCCACAGAAGGAUGAGGCCUUGGAGACAGAGAAGGUGCAGUACACCUUGCCAGAUGGCAGCACACUUGAUGUGGGGCCUGCACGAUUCCGGGCCCCUGAGCUGCUGUUCCAGCCAGACCUGAUAGGGGAAGAGAGUGAGGGGCUCCAUGAGGUGCUGGCCUUCGCCAUCCACAAAUCCGACAUGGACCUUCGUCGGACACUGUUUGCCAACAUAGUACUCUCGGGUGGCUCAACGCUUUUCAAAGGCUUCGGCGACCGAUUACUAAGUGAAGUGAAGAAGCUUGCCCCAAAGGAUGUCAAAAUCAAGAUCUCAGCUCCUCAGGAACGGCUGUACUCCACGUGGAUCGGUGGCUCCAUCUUGGCCUCGCUGGACACUUUCAAGAAGAUGUGGGUGUCCAAAAAGGAAUAUGAAGAGGAUGGCUCCCGUGCUAUUCAUCGCAAAACCUUCUAGUGCCCCAGAAGAGUGGAGCAUGUAGGGAGAAUGGGAGGAAGGGGGAGCCAGAGCCCUUAACCCUUUUUGGUCUGGGCUCAUAUACUAGGCUUAGGGUCCCUUGCAUGCCCUGAACCCCCUGGGUAGGUGGUACAGGAGUGCCCUCCUGCAGCCCUCUCUCUCUCACAUACACACACACACAUACAGAAUAACAUUAGCUGCGUGGGUGGGAGUCUUGAGCUGGAUCAUAGGAGCCCAGUGUUGGGUUGUUCUGGGUGUCCCUUUGGCCAGCCAGUUAGGCCUGUGCUUCCUUUCUCCUACUCUUCGGGGCUGCUUCCUGGAGCUUACAGGCCCAGAGUGCCUGGAUGCCUGUGUGAGGAGCCUUGGGGAAUGGGUAGCAGCUCCCACAUCCAUUGCCACCUCCCCUUCUUGACCCUACAGGGCAGCCUAGACCCUUUCACACUCUGUUCUCCUGGGCAGAGCUCUGACAUAGGGCUGAGUACUGGGUAGUCUUCUAUCCCCAAUAAGGGGAUGUUGCCCUAGGGCAGACUCUUUGGAGCCAGGGCAGCAGAUGUUCAGGGGUCCCAGUUGUCAUGCUCUCCCCUUCAAAGCACUUCAUUGACUUGCUGCUCCCACCCCUUUACCCCUAGUUCCCUGGAUGGGGAAGGGUUAAUGGUCUUCAUUUGUUAAAGGAAAGCCAUUUAUUUAAUCAAGAGUGAGACCUGAGGAGGUCAGGGGACAUUUCCUUCUCCACCUCCCCAAGAAAGAGGUGUCACUUUUGCUAAGGACAGGACUCCACCUCCCUCUUCCAGAUAUGUACAAUAAUUUAUCACAGUUGCCUGAAAAAAAAUUUUUUUUUUGUAAAUCAUUAUAGUAAUAAUUAUGGACAAGGC